UGUUAGGUUCCGGUCCGGGAUCGGGUCCAGUAUAACCGAAUCAAAAUGGCGUCCGCCUGUCCACCCGACACGGGCUUAUCUGCCCCUCCAGAUCUGAGGACUCCGUUUUGGAGGCUGUUGUCCUCUGGGAGAGGGUCCAGCGGAGUUCGAAAGAUGACUAUUACAGAGGGGCCGGGAUCAUCUCAAAGUAUGAAGAAAACCAUCGGUCACAGAGGAGUUGAUCCUACUGGAGAAACGACAUACAAAAAGACAACCUCCUCUGCUCUGAAAGGUGCCAUCCAGCUGGGUAUUGCACAUACAGUGGGCAGCCUCAGUCAAAAAGCAGAGAGAGAUGUCCUCAUGCAGGACUUCUACGUUGUAGAGAGCAUCUUCUUCCCCAGUGAAGGAAGUAAUUUGACUCCAGCACAUCACCAUGGUGACUUCAGGUUUAAGACCUACGCCCCCAUUGCCUUCCGUUACUUCCGAGAACUCUUUGGCAUUCGGCCUGACGACUAUCUGUACUCGCUGUGUAACGAUCCCUUGAUCGAACUGUCCAAUCCUGGAGCAAGCGGAUCCAUCUUUUACGUGACCAGCGAUGAUGAGUUUAUUAUUAAAACAGUCAUGCACAAAGAGGCAGAGUUCCUGCAGAAACUACUGCCUGGGUACUUCAUGAACCUGAAUCAGAACAAAAGAACGCUGCUCCCAAAGUUUUAUGGCUUGUAUUGCGUUCAGGCGGGUGGAAAGAACAUCCGUAUCGUUGUUAUGAAUAAUCUGUUGCCUCGCAGUGUGCCUAUGCACCUCAAAUAUGACCUGAAGGGCUCAACAUACAAGCGGCGUGCCUCUCCUAAAGAGAGAGACAAGAGUGUGCCCACUUACAAAGACUUGGAUUUCAUUCAGGACAUGCCAGAGGGCAUCCAGCUGGAGCCAGACAACUACAAUGCACUCUGCAAAACUAUCCAGCGGGACUGCCUGCUGCUGCAGAGCUUUAAGAUUAUGGACUACAGUCUAUUGGUGGGGGUCCAUAAUACAGAUCUGGCAUCUCGAGAGCGAGCAGGGGUGGUGGAGGGUGGUGGAUCUGAGGGGACCGUGACACCUGACCACAGGAGACCACAGAUUCAAAAAGCACUGUACAGCACUGCUAUGGAGUCCAUACAGGGAGAGGCCAAAGGGAAAGGAACCCUGGAAACAGAGGACCAAUGGGGGGGAAUCCCAGCACGCAACAGUAGAGGAGAGAGAAUAUUGGUUUAUAUUGGGAUCAUCGACAUAUUGCAGUCGUACAGAUUUAUCAAAAAACUAGAGCAUUCCUGGAAGGCCUUGGUUCAUGAUGGGGAUACAGUCUCCGUACAUCGGCCUGGAUUCUAUGCUGAACGGUUCCAGCGUUUUAUGUGCAACACAGUUUUUAAGAAAACACUAAAAUCAUCUCCCUCAAAGAAGAGUCGAAGUGGCUGCUCGAGUGUUGUAAGACGCCUUCCGAUGGGAAGCACUGCUUCUGCCCCCGGUAGUCAGACACUUGCUGAUGCUAGACUUGUGUACCGUACUCACCUAAACCAGCCGGAUUUAGAAGGAGAGAGUGGCAUGCCGUCAGACAGACCGGACCUGCUUCCACAAACUGAUCCACUGGCUGGAAGCUCUAGUGAGUUUGCUGCCACAAAUGUGUCGUGCUCUUCACCGGGCAGCACAAGAAUGACAUCAUCUUCACCUCCGCAAAGGUCAGUAGGUGUGGAAGUGCAUAAAUCUGCAGUCACAGAGCCUGACAACAGCACCCUCCACAGCACUGGAGCCGAAUGCUUAGAUGAGCAGUUAAGCAACGAAGAUGCCAUUUCACUCAAAGACAUCAUCCCAGAAACAGACAUUUGUUUUUAAGAGCAGAACGAGGACAGAGGAUGGAGGAGAAGAGCGUUUAGAGAGAUGGAGACACAGAAGCCGCUUCUGAGUGCUUGCAUGGUGGGGAUUUUCUGUCAUUCGGAGCUUCAGAAGAACUCCAGGUUUUCUCAGCACAAAGAAACAUGUUUUAGCAAGACAGAGAGAAAAGAGAGUAUAAAGAAAUGCCAUCAAGACAGGAGUUUUGAUGGACUUUUCUUUUUCUCUUGCACCGGAAAUGCUGCUAAAAUCUGUUUUAACCACAAACAAUACAAAUGAUUGGAAAGCACACACGCUUCACUGCCUUUGUUCUCUCUUAGACAUUGAAUCCAGAGCAAUUAAGGAUGCACAAACAUAUUAUCAUAUUUUUUGGCAUCACUUUACAUUAUCGUUGGAAGCAAUGUUUCAUAAAUCUUUAUUAGUGUAGAUCUUUAUUUAUAUAGAUCUUUCAACCUGAUUCUCUCUGAACUGGAGUGACUUGGACUAGUGGCUGCUAGCCUCCGGUUUUCUCAUCUCUGAACGGAUCAGAAAUAAGCAGAGAAACUUCUAUUUCUCAGUGAUAUCUGUACAUAUUUUUGAGGGUAAUAGUGUUAAGACUGUUUUUUUCUUUUUCUUUUUUGGCGUAAUCCUGACGAGAGCAUCUCAUUGAUGGGUUUUCCGGAUCGUUCUAUAUUGAGACUGCAUGCGCCCUAAGAGCAACACAUUUAUAGAGGGGAAAAUGACCAAAAAGUAUUCCCACUUUGUUUCAGAGUUAAAGCGUUGAAUGUUACAGAUCGAAAUAUAACUUUCUAUCUUCUAAAUAAAUUCCGCGUUCAGGCAUAGUAUUUUAUGGUUAGUUGCUUUACAUUUGCCUUCUCUGAGGUGUCACUAAGUAGAUGUAGGUGUUUUGGUUUUGAAGCUGUUUAAUUCACAUCAACUCAGCAUCUCUAUGCAUUUGCCUUUUCUUCCCACCCUGUCCUAUUGAAAGUUGCUCCUGCACAUUGGACCAAUCAGCUUUCACCUUUGAGAAACGGACAGACCCGCUUGCACGUCGUUUUCGUUAUUUAAUCAACGCACAUAUUGCCGCCAUACCGAGGGCCGCCUAAUAUCUGCGUGUUGUUUAUGUAUAUAAUUCUGUAAAUAAUUAUUCCUUCUGUGUCCUGGUAUGUUAUAACAUGCUACUAAUGUGCUCCUCUAGCACAGCAGCUAUUGUCUUUUAACAAACAUGUUGCGUUAGACUGAUUUCUAGAUCGUGCCAUGAUGUCUUCCAGUCAUCUGCCUUAAUGCAGCGUGUUGGUAUUAAAAACACUCAUUUUCAAAACUUACAUGGCCUCCAAACAUAAGGACCAACAUGAUCUGCUACAUUUCGGGUAUGCCGUCACUGAGGAUUUUGUUACACGAUGUUUUUCAUUCAAGUGUUUUCUAGAAUCCCACAAAACCCUGUAAUGUGUAGACCAGACUGGGAAUUUUUUCAUCAAUAUCAGGAAUGUUGGCAAAUUUACAUUCCAGUUUGAUAUAUUGCUGCAAUUUCCAGUUCAAAUGAUGGAAAAUCUUUUUUAACCAUGGGGAAUUUCUUUGAUACAUUUGUGCUGUUUAGACUCUUAAGAAUAAAUAAGCAUAUAAACCGAGUAAGGAAAAUAGACACUAAUGAAGUAAUGUAAACACUAGUUUAUAGAGCAGACGCAAAGGAAACUGUUGCCUGAUGAAUCUCUAUCCAUCAGAGCUUUGUUUAUUAAAGAAAACGAAUAAUUUUGACAGCCUGUACUUCGAGUUUCUCAGUGACUGUAAUGGAAAUAGUGUAGUCUGAAGCAUUUCAGGCUUCUUGAUACCUCUUGCACACGCUAAGAUCUCAGACUGGCUUUGCACUCUUGAAACAUUUAGAUGAAGGGCUGGCUGUAGUCUCGAACAGUAUCGCGUUGUCCCAAAUAAAACCGUUGGCGAAACUGCAGCUCUUAAAACCAUUGGAGUUUGGGACCGAAGUGAAUAUUUGCAAAGGAUUUGCCUUUGCAGAACUGAAGAAAAUGCAAAUUGAGUAUAUGCACAGGAAGUACUAUGACUGUAUUGAUGAAACCCUGUAUAAGGCUUCACAGCGGAUGCAGUAUUUAUGCUAGGUGUUUUUUUAAGUUUGUUAAAAAUAUACCUGCACACACAAGGUGUGGGUGUUGAGUUGGUCAGUGGGUAUUUAAAAGAUUUUAAAUAGCUUGCUUUUUCUGUUUCUUGAUUAAAUUUUUUUCUCCUCAAUCGUUAACUAUACUCAUAUUAAUCCUUAGAGGCCUACAUUACAUUCAGUUUUUUGCAUUCAUCUUAUAUUUGUUCAGUGCUAAGGGGUCUACAAUGAUGGAGAUGUGUUACUUUUAUAAACAUCUUAAUAUUGCACACAGUGUUCUUAUUAGUUUCGCUUUUACUAUGGUGCUUCUUAUUUGCUUGAUAAAAUGCCUCUUUUCAAAAGGCCUCUUAAUGUCUGAUGAUCUAAAUUUCAUAGUUUAUAACAUUUGAUUUGAUCGGCUGUCAGUGGCUUGGUUUCUCAUAGAAGUCUAAGCACAUUGGUAUAAUACUAUUAUUAUUUAUUAUAAUUAUUUUUUCCUUUUGCAAUUCAAGCCUCACUUUCAUUUGUUUUAUGUGGGGUUUUGAUAUUUAUUUAUUUGUGUUUGUGAUCUAACGAUCACUACCUUUCUCUGACCAACUCUCAGUACUGAUCAAUCUAUUUGUAAGGGUUUCUGAUGUUUUUAAGAAAGUACAAAGAUUGCUUUACAUUUUAUCCUGACAAUAAUACAAAUGCAGUGAAAACGAAGGUAAAAUUGUUCAUGCGGUGUAACAAGUCGAACAGACACAGAUAUUCUUCAUGUUGGACUUGUUGUCCAGUGUUUGUAUUAGUACGAGGAAUAUUUGCACAACAGACACAUCAGUCGUGCACAUUGCACACCGGAUUAAAUGCUGGCAACUCUGACACUAAACAGACAACCAAUAUACUGCAAUAUAUUCACUUCUGUCAGUGUAUUUCAGUGAUUGUAUUUAUUAAGAAAUGUUCUGUUAUCUUCUUCUCUCUUUUUUUUUUUUACUCAUGGACCUGAAUGGAUUUUCAAUUCUCUAUGUACCAUAUAAAUGAUUGUAAUAGGCUUUGUAAUCUGGCAGUAGUUUUCGUGAUCUUACUAUGUAUUUUAUUUCAGGUCAGAGGGAAGUUCUUGACAAUAUAAAGCAUAUUUUGUAUUUUAUGUGUUUAGGGAAUGUCCAUGGUAAAGUUCUAUUCAUUUUAAAAUCUGUGAAAGCUCUUGCUGGGCUUUUCUACAUCUGAAUGUCUGAUGGUGUCAGGAACUAUGACUGACAACUGUAAGUACUUUGAGGACUAUAUUUUUAUCGGGCGUGUAUAAAACAUGUACAAAAUAUGUAUAUAAGCAAGUCACGGAAAUGCCUUUUUCUUGUGUGGUGUUUGCAGCCUGUUUCUCCUACCAUCAUUCAGUAAUGUGGUGAUGUUUUUCACAUUGUCUUUCUGAUAAAACAAAAAAUAAAAUAUUUUCCAAACCA
Danio rerio (zebrafish) is the source of this 5340-nucleotide messenger RNA. The record is from RefSeq and is a predicted model, not a curated record. Lineage: Eukaryota; Metazoa; Chordata; Actinopteri; Cypriniformes; Danionidae.